CUUUCUCAACUCUGCUGUAUCUUCCUGCACAGCGAGCGCGAGUGACAGUCCUCCUAAUCCACAAACACACCACAAACACCGCGUUCGUUGACUCGACUCAGUGAGUUUCCCGUCCAUUAUCACACAUCCCUUGUCAUCUUGUCAUCACCUCUGCAGGUUGUUGUUGGAGGUAUUAGCACAGCCGCCUCCAUUUCCUACAACAUAACAUCUCUCUGUUUCUCUUGAACUAUGACAAGGUCUUCCUCCUGUACCUGCCGACAAGUAGCGGUGGAAACGGCACCGGCCACCGUUCCUCUGGUCAAGACUACGGCUCACUGUAUGGAUGAUGACAGCAGCCAUGGCGACGAUGCCCUGGAUGAUAGCUUUGGCCGAAGCUUUCGACGAAGAAACAGUGGUGGGGAAAGCCUCAUCGCUGUGACUGCCGAAGCAGUUCCAUCUGACCAGAUUGGUGAAGCAGAAGGCAACCUCCCCGCCGUCAAGCUCUCUCAUGAUGCGGUUGUGGCGCUUCCACUCUGUCAACAGCAACAGCCGCCGCAGCAGGCAGAUCACGCCCUUCCCAUCAUCGUCGACGCUGCUGCCUCCCUCCCCGAAGUAGUGGCCACUCUAGUGGAAACAGUUGAAUCUUGCUGCAUGUACGAGGACGACAAGAAUGGUUGGAAGCGUCCCGAGUUCCUCAGUGCUACCAUCGUGCGCCACUCAAUCCACGAAAAGUUUGGAGUCACCUUUACGGUCGACAAGGAUGCGCCCACCGAAGGCAAGAAGACUACUUUCUCUAGGUUUCGGCGACGAAAGAGCCACAAACAAGAACCGCGGCACAAUCGAUUGCCGCAAAUCUCCGACCUCCAUGACCAGGGUCUUCUUUCGCAAGCACCCUUUUGUGUAGGAGACUUGCUCGUCUCCAUCAACAUGCACUCGUGUCGCGGCAUGUUUCCCGAAGAACUCACAGAACUGCUCUCCAACCUCACUGGGAAAAUCACCAUUGUCGUUCGACAUCCCGGCGGUGAUUCGAGUCUCGUCGAAUCGUUCUUGCGUAAACCCAACCCUGCUGCCAAGACGGGCGUGGGCUUGAUGUACAACCCUCGUCAGAACCGCCUCAAGGUCAAACAAGUACACGGCGAAGGACUCCUCGCCAAUGGUCUCUUGCAGGUCGAGGAUCGUAUCGUGGCCAUCAACCACAUUCCCUGUCAACACUGGGAUGCCAGAGAAGCGGUCGAACAGAUUGCUCGUUCCCCUCUAUGGGUCAGUAUCGUGGCUCGAAGACAUCGAGACUUCGGCUUGGUCUUGACCGUACAAGACGAAGGAGAAGCACCCAAGAAGCGGUCUGUCACCAAAAGAGACAGUAAGAGUCAUGAUUCCCGUCUCCAGCUGCGUCUCCUGCCAAGCAGCAGAGCACAUCAGAGCCACGAUCCUCGGCCGAACUUGCGGAUACCGGCAUUGACCCGUCGUCGUCAAGAACAAGAACGACCAACUCGUUUGACCCUCCCCCAACCAUCUGUUUCCUGCUGGGUGUAAGAAUUUUCUUUCUCUUGCGUGAUCUCCAGCAAAACGCCAUCCAAACCAUCCCAGUUUUGGUUCCUUUGAUUCAUUCCAUCUCCUACAUCUCUUUUGUCCUUCCUUUUGGUCCAGUUUUGAAUUGUAACCGCGCCGUCCUUUUCCCUGCAGCCCCAUCUUUGUCUGCUGCUUUUGAUCGGCGAGAACACAGAGUUCCUUUGAUCUGAUGCGGUACCACACCUCUCUUGGGUUUUUUCUUCACUCAUUUUAGUCUGCAUCACACAACUUUUUAAAAAUUUUGAAUUCAUUAUUAGCUUCUUAUUACACACUUCCAAA
This is a messenger RNA of Seminavis robusta, 1827 nucleotides long. The record is from the annotation of a GenBank genome assembly. NCBI's taxonomy places the organism in Eukaryota, Bacillariophyta, Bacillariophyceae, Naviculales, Naviculaceae.